UUAAGAUCUGAUGAAAUAUUUCAGCAGUAAAAAAGAGACUCAGUUGUCGUGACUUCUAUGUAGUGCAACGUUCAGAGGCUUAGCCCGGGAGCCGGGCAGCCUUGCGACAUGUCGCUAAUAUCAUGUAGAUUUCCUGUAUCGAAAAAAAGUAACUCUGUAACAAGUAAAGAAUGAAGUAACUGCUGGAACAGAACUUAGCUGCCAAGCAACUUAUCAGUUUGAAUUGUUUAUCAUUGCAAAUAUCUGAGCGUGUUAAAUAAUAUUUUCUGGAAAGACUUCUGGCUUGUUUUAAUACUUGGCCCGUUGAAUGACUCAUUCAUCGAGCUCGCGUCAUACCGUGGGUGGAGAGCGUUUUUUAUUCACGCCCGGCCGGCUGUUAGGUCUUAUGUCUCAGUCAGGUGCCAUAAACAGUUCAUGUACUGCGGUAUUUAGCUCGCACCCGCACGCCACGACAAAUACAGAAAUGUUAGUCGUGAAACGGUUGACAAAAAGAAGGGCAUGAUUUAGGACCGCCUUUCUAUUCCCAAUAUAGCAGCGACUUUAUUUUUGUAAGGCUGUACGUGAAACAAUAGAACAACGAAAAAACUACCACAGGAGUUCAGAAAACAAUUAGAUUUGAGCUUAAAAUAGCUGUAAGUGACCUCAAUGUAGCUAGGAGCUGACAGCGCGGUCGGGCGUGCAGUCAGCGUGUCCAAGGAGACGUCAGCAAGUUACAAACCGACUAUGGCUGCUGAAGAGGGAACAUCACAAUCUGCUAAUGAAGCCUCGGCUGACACAGCGACCAGUUCCGCAAUGCCCUCUUCAACUGAAAUCAAGUCAUCGCCGAUGCCUCCAAUGGGGUCCAUAACACAACGUUCACCAAAGUGCGCUCGUUGCAGAAACCACGGCGUCAUCUCUAUUCUCAAAGGACACAAACGAUUUUGCAAAUGGCGAGAUUGUGCAUGCUCUGAUUGCAAUCUUAUAGCCGAGAGACAAAGAGUAAUGGCCGCGCAAGUGGCGCUUAGAAGACAGCAAGAAAGCGACGAGGCGGCGAGCCAUCUUUCUUAUGGUUCGAUGCAGUUGUGUUUUAAUCCAAAUAUGCACAAGGCAUCAAGAAUAAUCCCUCCUUCGCCAACAUCUCCGCGAGAAGGUCAAAUCACUCAGAGAAGCGCAAGUUUAUCUUCGCGAUCAAGUUCGCCAAACGACGAAGUCAGCAAUGAGUUUGAAUCUCCUACAAGUAGUGCAAACGAAGAAUUUCAAAUGGAAAACAGCGGUGAAGCUUUGCCCAAUAGGUGGAAACGUGAACGAGACGAAGAAGAGGACGAGCGACGGCCUAGAAUGUCACCAGACACAAAACGGCAAAGGAAUGAGAAGGUUUCUCUGAACAAUGGCGAACACGGCAAAGUGAUGUCAACUUCGGACCAUUCAAGGUACAUGAACAUCUUAAUACGGCUCUUCCCGGAGCAGAAACGAAACGUUCUGGAGCUGAUAUUAAAGGGGUGCGGAGGUGAUGUGAUUCAAACAAUAGAGACCGUUCUUCCAAGUCAUGAGGAAGCCCUCGCCCGAGGGCAAAUACUUGCCAGUGUACCACGCGGCCUCUUCCCAGGCCCUCCGCCACCUUCUAGCUAUUCCGCUUUCUCACCUCUCUCUCCCACAAUUCCUCACAGCAUACCAUUAAGCGCUGUCGAGUACCAUGCGGCAUCCAAGUGUGCCAGUGGCCAAUGCCCCGGAUGUGUUUAUUAUCCGGGAACUGGUCCCAUGCCUGUACUGAAAGAUCCCUCAAAGCGGCAAAACCCGGACCUGCCAACUCCGCUGAUACCGUCCAUCUCAGAGCACAACUCGCUACCGAUGUCGACGAUUCCAGCUUUGGCAAAAAUACCCCACCUUGAAGACAUGCGGUACAGUCAAAGUAUGCGGUCGGCAACUGCCGCCUUAAUGACCAUGAGCACGCCUGGACGAGUCCUUUCCGGGGACCGGGUCCUACCAAGAAAUGACCGCAGCCCACCGGCCCUCUCUCCCCGCGGUUCUCCAAAAAGUGAGGCUGACGAAAAAGCUUGAAGUUAGUUCUAUCCAGACGAUAUGAAAUUGAGAUACGAAGAUGCAGUAGUUGAGGUACCCAGUAAGACUGGAUAAAAAUUAAUAGAAUAGAUGCUAUUAGAAACACGAAUGUUAUUUUUGAUGUUACCCUCUAAUGACGUAAGUAACAUGAAUAGCUAACGCUGAAACAGCAUGGCAUUGUAGACUGAAGACGUGUCAGUGCUGUAAGUUAGGAGUCUCAUACGCUAAAAUAUGACUAAAACAAUAUACACUCGAGUGUAUCAGAGCGACUUCUGAAUUUGCCUUUCACUCGAGCUCCGAUCCAGUUCCAUCAGCCAAGCUGCCUAAAGAUAGUACGAAUUGUAGAACAUGUAAAUAUCAUUCUUCCCCAUAUGAAGUACUCAAGUACCUUCUUCAUGAUGCUUCUUAGAGAUAUAUUUCUACAACAUUGUAUUAUAAUUUUUAAGCUUUUUUCACUUCAGUCUUAUGUGGCAAAGGAAUGAAAUCAUAGGAAUAGACAUGAUAUGAUUAGCUAUACCCUGUUCAGUGAUGGUCUUCAGAAUGCACGGUAGACCGCGUUAAAUAUUCAAGGCUUUCAAGACGUUGUAGUAAGAAUAACGACCCUCCUACCCGUAAUAUGUCAGCUGAAGUACCUGACUGAUGGGAGUAGAAAAUGCUAUGGAAAGAGAGCAUUAGUGGUAGUCUUUUUUGAGAUGUACAUAUAAAUUGCAGUGGCUGAUUUCAUUUUUUGCCAUUUAAUUAUACAAAAUUAAAUCUUUUCUUAUGUUUUACGAAGCCAACAUGUAAAAAAGCCUUUAUGGAACGAACAGUAAAGUGCAUGUAAAUAACCCGAAACGUUAAUUGGACAAAAAUGCGAGCUUGUACCAUAAAACUAUUUUCUUACUCAACUAGAAUAGUAAAUAGCACCGUGGUAGUUAGCGUGCCUGUCUUAGAAAUAGUUGAUUAGGCCGAGCUAUAGACAGGCCGGUCCAAGACAUUGUAAGCUGCCUGUCUUAGAGAGCUAUGGACAGGCCGACCAGAGACCUGCUUCUGUAAGAUCUUGUAGCUUGAUAGGUAAUUAGCGUAGAUGUAGUUUUUUUCUUUUGCCGUUGGGUAAAAUUAACAGUAGUGAAAAUAAUUCGUGACACCAUAAAUGACUUUAAAAAGGCUUUGUAAUAUAUUUAGUUUUGUGAAAUAUUUUUUUGGCGACAUUCUGUCGUUUCUUUAUUUUAAUAAAUAUAAACCGUGAAAUGAACCCGGGCAUUCGCCUUGGAGUAAAUUCAUGAUGUAAUCUACUGAUGAAGGUAAUUCAGUAUACAGUGUAGUGUAAAAUCCCUGGGAAAUAUUCUAUUUCAAGGUAAAUGUUCGAGUCUCUUAGGUUCACGUGUUAACUCUUGUAGUCAUGAGAUCAGAACUUCAUUUCUCCCUCUGAUUGCCAAUUAUUUCUUUCAAUGACCGUGUUGGGAGAAUUUGGUGACUACACCAAGACAUCAGUUAAUGAAUUUAUCUCAUCACCUGCCUACCUGAUAACAUCUUGAAACAGUAAGGAGGAAUUAAACAUUGACUACUUGAGUCGGCACGUUAAAGGGUUAACAUAAAUAUUGGUAAAUAGAUGAAUAUAUAAUAAAAUAGCAUAAAGUAAUAAUCAUAAAUUCGCAUUAACUAAUACAGAUGAAUCAGCUCAGGAUCUCGAAAAUGUAGUCCAGCCGAUUUAAUGCAGUUAUUUGGUAUAAAAAGGUAUUGUUGUCAAUGCUUUUCUUAUCUCCUAAAACUGAAUGGCUUGUUUAAAAGAGCUUUGUAAAACACGGUUGAGCAACGGUAAAAUCAACAAAAUAAUGCAAGAGAUAAUUGAAAACUCUCUAAUCUAUACUGUAAUAUUGGACAAUACCGGCGGCUAUAACAUAGACAAGCUGUUAUGAGUUAUGGACUUUUUCUAGCAAUGGCAUUCAGCGGAGCGCGCGUUUUACGAUAAAAGCAACUUUCUCUUUCAGUUAAUCUUGUAGACAGAAGUACAUUAGUAUUGUAGUCACGUCCUAUCUUCAAGCAAACUAGUAUUAGUAUAGAAAGUAUUCUAAAAAGAGUAUUUAUAGAUUUUAUUCGUCUAGAUGAAAACUUGUAUCGUCGUAGGUCUUCACUCUUCAAAAAUAAUGCAAUAAAGAUUGUAACUUCGAA
Molecule: messenger RNA, 4188 nt
Organism: Orbicella faveolata
Lineage: Eukaryota; Metazoa; Cnidaria; Anthozoa; Scleractinia; Merulinidae
Product: doublesex and mab-3 related transcription factor 3, truncated-like
Biological process (GO): sex differentiation; regulation of transcription by RNA polymerase II
Cellular component (GO): nucleus
Molecular function (GO): RNA polymerase II cis-regulatory region sequence-specific DNA binding; DNA-binding transcription factor activity, RNA polymerase II-specific; protein binding
Source: RefSeq, a predicted model, not a curated record